Molecule: messenger RNA, 1656 nt
Organism: Cryphonectria parasitica EP155
Lineage: Eukaryota; Fungi; Ascomycota; Sordariomycetes; Diaporthales; Cryphonectriaceae
Product: family 79 glycoside hydrolase
Exons: 5
Coding region: 1-1656 (551 amino acids)
Source: RefSeq, a predicted model, not a curated record
AUGAGGCUCCAAAACAUUUGCCUGCUCGUUGCUGCGGCAGGGUCUCGAGCUGCCCGGUACAGCCUCAAUGAUGCUCUCGUCACUGCCAACGAACCGUUUCCCGAGGCAUUUGUCAGCUACUCGAUCGAGUUCUCCUCGUUCCCUGACUUUGCUGGCAACGACUCCAAGCCCAACACGUUUUCGGACAACCUUCUCAACAACAUUGGCAACCUGACCGGUACCAAGCCUUAUAUUCGCGUGGGCGGCAACACGCAGGACUACGCCCUGUAUAACGCCUCCCUCCCCUACGCGUUAAACGGCACCUUCGACUACGCCAAGUCUUCUGAUUACCCCACCACCAUCUUCAUCGGUCCCUCAUACUUUGAGUCGUACGCACAGUGGCCCGGUGUGAAGUUCUCCCACGGAUUCAACCUGGCCCUCGGCGGCAACAACUCUGCCGGCUGGCAAACGCUGCUUGACACGGUCCCGCUGGCAUGCCAGGCCCUGAGCAAUGGCAAGCUAAACAUGUGGGAGUACGGAAACGAGCCUGACCUCUACUCGACCUCGUCCCAGGGUGCCGUCCGUCCGGCUGGGUGGAAUGAGAGCUGGUACGUCGCCGAAUGGCUCAAUGGGACGCUUCAGAUUAGGGCCUCGCUUGAGGAGAGCUGCCCUGACCUUCUGGAGAAUGACACCUAUGGGUACUUUGCGCCCUCGUUUGCUGGGGUCAACAAUACCCUCAAACUGCCUGCGACCUGGGCGGCUGGACUGGACACAGACGAAGACAUCAAGCUUGUCUCGACUCACAACUACAUCUCGGGCGCAACCACACCCGGUGUGACCCUUCAAGGAACACUCCUGAAUCACUCAGUGACUGCGGCAUCAGUCGACGCCCACAUCGCUGAAUACGAUCAGAUCUGGGCGAACGGCAGUGGUGUACCGCUGAUCUUUGGCGAGACUAACUCUCUUUAUAAUGAAGGAAAGCCUGGCUUGUCCAACACGUUUGGCGCUGCUCUCUGGGGGGUGGAUUUCAACCUGUAUUCCGCAUCGGUAGGAAUCAAGCGUGUACACAUGCACAUGGGCACAAACUACAGAUACGCCUCCUGGCAGCCAAUAGAGACCGUCAACGCCACAAUUGGGACCAAGCCGCCAUACUACGGAAACAUAGCUGUUGCUGCAUUCCUAGGAAAUACCCUUGAGAACCCCGUGUCCAUCGCCAACGUGCCACUCUCCGACAACGCCGAAGCCGCCUACACAGCUUACUCCACCGCCGACUCCAGCCUCAUCCGUGCCAUGAUCAUCAACAUGAACACCUACAACACCACCGUGAACGGCACGGGACUCGGUGUGGCCGCCAACAUCACCACACGGACCUCUCGAAUAUACACCUUUGACGUGUCCGGCGGGAGCCUCCAGCCGGGCGACCCAGUCGGGGUGCAGAGGCUCAGCGCCAACGGCAGCGACGCCAUCAGCGGGAUCACGUGGGAUGGGUAUAGCUACAACUACGAGCUGGACGAGGGCAGGCCUGUGAGGCUGGAAAAUGUCACCGUGGGCGAGUACGUGGUUGUCAGCGAGAACUCGACGGUUGCGGUGAGCGUGCCGGACUCGAGUGCUGCCGUGUUGAACUUUGUGGGAAACGUCAGUACGGUGAUCAACGUGACUCAUAGCAGCAGCCCAUAA